This is a messenger RNA of Athalia rosae (coleseed sawfly), 1743 nucleotides long. RefSeq names its product probable medium-chain specific acyl-CoA dehydrogenase, mitochondrial (gene Mcad). Lineage: Eukaryota; Metazoa; Arthropoda; Insecta; Hymenoptera; Athaliidae. Gene Ontology annotation, biological process: fatty acid beta-oxidation; medium-chain fatty acid catabolic process. Gene Ontology annotation, molecular function: medium-chain fatty acyl-CoA dehydrogenase activity; flavin adenine dinucleotide binding. The record is from RefSeq and is a predicted model, not a curated record. The transcript has 11 exons. Gene Ontology annotation, cellular component: mitochondrion. The coding region runs from base 275 to 1525 and encodes 416 amino acids.
UAGCGAAUAUAGAAACUGCCACUGGAAACUGCGUAGAGCGCUUGUCGAGUCCCGAAGUCGAUUUGGACUGUGACGUUAUCGAGGAUUUUGAUUCGGGUCCUACUCGCCGAAUAAUCUUGUUUAUCUGGGUUAAAGUCCGAAACAUUUCAUACGUAUGCUGACAUCGACGUGAUUCGGUUGACUCGCUCCAUUAAUUCUUGUUCUUUUGAAAUUAAAGAAAUUUGAAAAAAUUCUCGUUCUCUUGUUUGAACAACGUUGAUCAAUUCGUCAAAUCAUGUCUUUCUGUCAGGUACUUAGUAGGUCAGUGCGUCAAGUAGCACUUAGAUCCUACUCCGCUCAGGCUGCAACUUCAAAUGGCUACAAUUUCCAACUGAAUGAGACACAGCUGGAGAUGCAAGAUCUGGCGAGAAAAUUUACAAAAGAAGAAAUCAUCCCUGUUGCUGCAGAGUACGAUAGAACUGGAAAAUAUCCUUGGGAUAUUGUUAAGAAAGCGUGGAGCUUAGGACUCUUGAACGGACAUAUUCCACAGCACUGCGGAGGAAUGUCAUUAGGUACCUUUGACUCUUGUGUGGUGGGUGAGGAAUUUGCCUAUGGAUGCACUGGUAUAGGCAAUGCUAUUGGAACAACGAAUAUAGGUCAAAUGCCUGUCAUUAUUGCUGGCAAUAAGGAACAACAGAAAAAAUACCUAGGUAGGCUCAUCGAGGAACCGCUCGUUGCUGCAUAUUGCGUAACCGAACCUGGUGCUGGAUCUGAUGUAAGUGGUGUUAGAACUCGAGCAGAAAAAAAGGGAGACGAAUGGAUUUUGAAUGGAACGAAGAUGUGGAUAACGAAUGGUGGUGUAGCAAAUUGGUACUUUGUCUUAGCCCGCACCAAUCCAGACCCUAAAGCCCCGAGUAGUAAAGCAUUCACAGGUUUUAUUGUUGAGAGAGAUUUUAAGGGUGUCUCGCCAGGGCGUAAAGAAAUAAACAUGGGUCAAAGAGCAUCCGAUACCCGUAUGGUGACCUUUGAGGAUGUACGUAUUCCAAAGGAAAAUGUACUGAUCGGAGAAGGUGCAGGUUUCAAAAUCGCCAUGGGAGCAUUUGACAAAACUCGACCACCGGUUGCAUGUGGUGCCGUCGGUCUGGCAAAAAGAUGUCUGGAUGAAGCUACCAAGUACGCGCUUGAACGUAAAGCUUUUGGCGUACCCAUUGCUGAACACCAAGCAGUCGCUUUCAUGUUAGCGGACAUGGCAAUUGGUAUUGAAACAGCUCGGCUGGCAUGGAUGAAAGCUGCGUGGGCAGUUGACAACGGGCAAAACAAUACUCUGUUAGCUAGUAUCGCCAAGUGCCACGCAGCAGAUGUAGCUAAUAAAUGUGCCACAGACGCAGUCCAGAUAUUUGGCGGAUGUGGAUUCAAUACCGAGUAUCCCGUGGAAAAGCUAAUGCGAGAUGCUAAGAUUUAUCAGAUUUACGAAGGUACAGCUCAAAUUCAACGCGUAAUCAUAUCUCGCGCCAUAUUGACGGAAGCUAAACAAGGUGGGCAUUAAGCCGAUCAGUGCAUGCCAUGACCCGAGAUCCCAUUAAGUUAAUUAACGCACGUCAGUUCAGCGGAUUUUUCAGUUUGUCUAUUCAUACAAUGCAAAUGCAACAUAUCAUACGGCAUAUCCAGAAAGUUACGGAUAUUUUUAUACAAUACUUUUACAACGAUCUUGGUAUAAAGAAUAUCAAUUUGUAAAAAUAAUAAAAAGUAUAUUUUAUAUCGUUA